AUGGUACUGACUCCACCAUUUUGGGUCUUGAAGCAUCCUACAAAGUCUCAAUCUGGUGACCGAUCUUUGGAUCAGAAAAUUUUCACUUCCUCAUAUUUCUUCCAGCCACAGUUCUCUAAUUCUAUACGUGCAGCUAAAAUGGCAGAAAUAGUCCUAUCUGCAAUUCUGCAGGCUGUACUUGAAGAAGCUGAAGAUCAACAGGUGACCAAUAAAGCUGUUAGAACUUGGUUAUUCAAACUCAAGAAUGCAACUUAUAAUGCUGAAGACGUGCUUGACAAGCUCACAGCUCUUUCAAGAAAACUUAAUGUGCAAGAACCACACCAAAUUCUUGGAACUUUUCAAGCAACACAGGUCAAGCUGGAUGCUGAUGAGGUCAGGAAGAUGCUUCAGGAACUAGAAGCGCUAGCUAUGGAAUGUUCCGUGUUCCAUUUAAGACAAGAUGACAUAGUCACUGUGCAAUCUGAUAAAAGGGAGACAGGCCCUUUCAUUCUGGAAUCAGAAAUUUUUGGGAGGAAGGAAGAUAAGGAGAAGAUAGUCAAACUGUUACUGUCGAAAGAAGUAAAUGUGUCGUUCAUUCCUGUCAUUGGAAUAGGUGGACUAGGCAAGAAAAAACUUGCUCAGCUAGCAUAUAAUGAUGAAGAAGUAAUGAUUUUCAUGAUUUUAAGAUUUCGGUUAUAUCAGAUGAUUUUGAUGUGA
This is a messenger RNA of Ricinus communis (castor bean), 696 nucleotides long. Its product is annotated as disease resistance protein RGA2. The record is from RefSeq and is a predicted model, not a curated record. Bases 1 to 696 code for a protein of 231 amino acids. The transcript has 2 exons. Lineage: Eukaryota; Viridiplantae; Streptophyta; Magnoliopsida; Malpighiales; Euphorbiaceae.